Molecule: messenger RNA, 2380 nt
Organism: Papaver somniferum (opium poppy)
Lineage: Eukaryota; Viridiplantae; Streptophyta; Magnoliopsida; Ranunculales; Papaveraceae
Product: protein DETOXIFICATION 44, chloroplastic-like
Exons: 14
Coding region: 130-1836 (568 amino acids)
Biological process (GO): transmembrane transport
Cellular component (GO): membrane
Molecular function (GO): xenobiotic transmembrane transporter activity; antiporter activity
Source: RefSeq, a predicted model, not a curated record
CCCUUCGUUCAUAUGCGUUGAGUCAUAUCCGUCGAAAAAAAUUGUAUGGUCACAGAAAGAGUAGACUGAAGAUUCUCUGAAACUUUCAUGUCUCUCAGCUCUAGAAUCUAGAGACUGAAAAGUUCAGAAAUGGUGACUGCUCUUUCACAACCAUUUUUUAGUUCUUCAAUCCUGCAACAACAUCAAAAUCGAUGUUAUUUAUGCAACUUAACGGCUCCAACCGUUAAAAAAAUAAUCUCCAGAAGAAACUUGGAUUCGUCCAUUUGUAUUCAAUCCGUCUCAAGAUGUUUACCUCCAAAGAACUCUAAUAGCUCAUUAGAAACUCCAACUGAAGAAACAAAACCUCAAAAUUUACGGGAACAAGUGAAAUACUCAAAUCCUGCUAGUUCAGUUCGUAGCCUUAUACAUCGAUUGAGGAAUGAAUUCAGUGCCGGCGAACUUGGAUGGGAGGUGUUGUCUAUAGCCCUUCCUGCUGCAUUGGCUCUAGCUGCUGACCCAAUUACCUCACUCGUGGAUACUGCAUUUGUUGGUCGUCUAGGCUCAGUUGAAUUGGCUGCUGUUGGGGUGUCGAUUUCAGUAUUCAAUUUGGUGUCAAAAUUACUGAAUGUUCCACUUCUUAACAUUACAACAUCUUUUGUUGCUGAAGAACAAGCACUCGCUUCUGAAAGCAAUAUUAACAGCUUAAAAGAUGGUACAGGUACCAAUUCUGCAUCCGUGCUUCAAGAGUCUAUUGGCGAGAAGCAAAACAAGAAACUCCUUCCUGCAGUUUCAACCUCUCUGGCUUUGGCGGCUGGCAUUGGCAUUGCAGAAGCUAUUGCUUUAUCCUUCGGUUCCGAGUUCCUUAUGAAUAUCAUGGGUAUACCUGUUGAUUCACCAAUGCACGCACCAGCUGAGCAAUUCCUCACUCUGAGGGCUAUUGGUGCUCCACCAAUAGUAAUUGCUCUUGCCGCACAAGGAGCUUUUCGUGGACUUAUAGAUACAAAGACACCUCUCUAUGCCGUAAGUGCUGGGAACUUGCUGAAUGCAAUACUGGACCCGAUUUUGAUAUUUUCUUGUGGACUGGGCAUCAGUGGAGCUGCCAUUUCUACGGUGCUUUCUGAAUAUUUGAUUGCAUUUGUUCUUCUCUGGAAUUUAAGUUCAAGAGUAAUACUUGUCCCUCCAAAUAUUGUUGUCGUGGGAGUUACUCGAUAUCUUAAAUCUGGCGGUCUUUUAAUUGGCAGAACCAUAGCAGUACUUGUUACUUUGACUCUAGCAACAUCAGCUGCUGCACGUGAGGGUCCUAUAGUUAUGGCUGGUUAUCAAAUUUCUUUGGAAGUUUGGAUGGCACUUUCUCUGCUUAAUGAUGCUUUGGCACUAGCUGGUCAGGCUCUUCUCGCUAGUUCUUAUUCUCAAGGGAAUUACGAACGGGCACGUGAUGUAAUUUACCGAAGCUUACAGAUUGGCUUAGGAACUGGAGUCGUUUUGGCUAUUGUCUUGUUCGCUGGUUUUGACUCAUUUUCUAGCUUAUUUAGUACGGAUCCUGCUGUCUUGGAGAUUGCCUCAUCAAGUCUCUGGUUCGUUGCUGGAACUCAGCCACUGAAUGCUGUUGCAUUUGUUCUUGAUGGACUUUAUUAUGGGGUUUCAGAUUUUGCAUAUGCAGCAUACUCCAUGGCUUUGAUUGGACUGGUUUCAUCAUUGUUCAUACUGGUGUCUGUUCCGGUGUAUGGUUUAGCUGGAGUUUGGAUGGGAUUAUUUCUUUUCAUGAUCUUACGAGUAUUUGCUGGGAUUUGGAGACUGGGAAGCAAGAGUGGACCGUGGAAAACUGUUUGGUCUCAGAUAGAGCAGAAAAGUAACUGAGUAGAAGCAAAGGACCCAACUAGCUUCAAGGGAAAAUGAACAAGAAACUAAGACCCCUUUUGUUAGGAUGUGUUCUUUAAGUGCACUCUCCAAGUCAGUGGUUUCAAACAUUUCAAAAGGGUUAAAACAAGAAACGAACAUCCUCUUCGCAAUGGAAAAGUGACGCAGGUCACUUAGUUAUAGCAGUUAAGUCUUAAGGUCCAGUGUACAGUGAAAACAUAGCUCCCGUCUUAGGGUCAAGGGAAGCUUCAAGUGUAACAAUACUGACAACCAGUUCAACACCUAACAUUCUGUUGCAAUCAAGACGAAUGGGGAUCUACUAGUUAUAAAAGAUACAGGUGAAAUUUAACGAGAAAUCCUCUGGAGACAGCACCUUAGCCAAUUCCAGUAACGUCAGCAGUGAUGUACGUGCCUUGAAACAUUAUGCACAUGUUCAUUCAGUGGAUUGAAAAAUGUUCAAUUCUCCUUCCAUGGAACUUUCCUGUAAUAAUGUAAACCCAUAUUUGAUCUUUUUUUUGCUCAACAAUGGAAGUUGGAUUUUGAU